AUGAUGAAUCGAUCUGCUCUACCGGAAGGAAACGCGAUGGCUCAUAUGGAGGAGGAUAGUGAAGAUGAGGACGACUCUGGAGAUACCGAUAGGGAUGAAAACAAGAACUGUACAUGCGAUGGAGCGCAACAACCCUGUAUCUCGGACCAGAAGACCCCUGAUAACAGAGACCAUCGCGGGUCGCUAGGGCCAGGAUUUACAGGAGUCAAAAGCGGGUGCGGACCAGUCGACCAGGGCUUCGAAAACCGAUUCAUAAAUGGGUCAAAGCCUUUCGGGUUGAGGACGCGACUCGUGAACAACCAAGAAAUAUUCGAUGUCAACGUCGCAGUUCUUGUUGAAUUAUUCAUUCGAGAUACGGUUGGAACAGCCGAACAGCAUCCGUUACCAAACCUCUACUCAAUUGGCUAUCUUUUAUUCUUCUUUCUAAUGCUACAUGACUCCCUUAAUAACAAACCUUAA
This is a messenger RNA of Penicillium waksmanii, 459 nucleotides long. RefSeq lists its product as uncharacterized. The record is from RefSeq and is a predicted model, not a curated record. The transcript has 3 exons. Lineage: Eukaryota; Fungi; Ascomycota; Eurotiomycetes; Eurotiales; Aspergillaceae. Bases 1 to 459 code for a protein of 152 amino acids.